AUGCUGCGUCAGCAACUUCCCCGGCGUCCCAAUGGGCUUACCAUCCGCUUCCCAACGCCCACACUCCGCCGCGGCAAUUCAGCUAACCUUCAACACAGAUCUUCGCUAAGCUAGUGAGUGAGUAGUCUCGCGAGCUGCCUCGUCACGCUGGCAGUCGUAUCACGACUCGCGCCCCGUUCCCCACCAAAGCACACUCAAGGGGGCGAAGAUGGCUUCGGCAGCAACAGCACCUGUUGCGGACCCAAGAUGGAAGACGCUAAUCGCAAAGAGCAUAGCUGAAAAUAUCAAGAAUGAUGGCUCUGUAUGUGAGUAUCAGAAGCUGGGAUUGGUCGCCUUGAUGUUGAUUUUGCGCUUGCGAGACGACUCGCUGACGCUCGCAUUCUUCUGGGGUGGGGAGGGCAGUGUACUACGCACUUUCGACCGUGAUCCCAGGUUCUCCACCCACUCCUCAAGUCCGAUACGUCGUUCACCGAGGCUUCGUGAACGAGAAGAGAGCAGAUACGCCAGAGGGUGUAGAGCCGGCGCUGGAUGGGUUCGGCUGUGGAACGGCGCUUUUGACCACGACGGACGUUAGGGCUCCCAAAGCACAACAGAUUCGGGACAGCAUAGAAAGGACGGGAAGCGCUCAGGCUCAGAUUGCUUGGUGGCACGAUCCCUCAAAGCUGCAGGUUAGUGCGCAGAAGCGGAGGACGCUGCGACAAUGCUACCAAAAGGUGCCCAUUGGCUGACCUCGAAGGUGCUACCCGAUAGUUUCGAAUCACGGGCACUUUGCACCUCGUGCCGCAUGCCAAUCAUCCAACACUUCGUUCUUUGCCCGCCGAAGCCGCCCCGCCGAGCAUCUCCGGUCAAUCAUGGGAUUGGCAACAAGAGCGCAAGAGAAUCUUUGAAAAGCUCAGCCCUUCCCUGUUGGCUUCCUUUGCCAGACCCACACCCGGCUCCGAUCAUCCUCAAGGCAAUUCUCGCGGAGACGGACCUGGCGAGGGAGAAGGCAAAGGCGAUGCAAGCCCUUGGCCUUUGGAACUACCAAGGCCUACAGACGAAAGAAUCACCGAUGAACAAAAGAAGCUGCUAGAGAAGAGCAAUGAGAAGUGAGUCGUUCGAGACAGGCCCUUUCGGCCCUCGGCCCCCGGCCCUUCUCUGCGUUCAAGAGUGUCAUUUCUCGAGCCUUGUCUUUUCUGACCCUCACGUCGGCCUCUACAUCUCGAUGACUGCUAAAUCUCUCUCCAGCUUCGCGCUCGUGGUCCUGCUACCUCGCCAAGUGGACGUGGUCGACCUCGACCGAGACAGACGGAGCAUGUUCCAGCGCAAAAGCGAGGGCACUGGCAAAGGAGCUCACGAGGAGUGGGAGGAGACGCGCGUAGUGCCUUGA
Molecule: messenger RNA, 1369 nt
Organism: Ceraceosorus bombacis
Lineage: Eukaryota; Fungi; Basidiomycota; Exobasidiomycetes; Ceraceosorales; Ceraceosoraceae
Source: the annotation of a GenBank genome assembly